Messenger RNA from Osmerus eperlanus (European smelt), 2000 nucleotides. RefSeq names its product ubiquitin-conjugating enzyme E2Nb (gene ube2nb). NCBI's taxonomy places the organism in Eukaryota, Metazoa, Chordata, Actinopteri, Osmeriformes, Osmeridae. The record is from RefSeq and is a predicted model, not a curated record. Gene Ontology annotation, molecular function: ubiquitin conjugating enzyme activity. Gene Ontology annotation, biological process: protein K63-linked ubiquitination; DNA damage tolerance. Gene Ontology annotation, cellular component: nucleus. The coding region runs from base 129 to 614 and encodes 161 amino acids. The transcript is spliced from 5 exons.
CCAAGAACCUGGACCACGUUAUUCCCCUCAAUCUGUGCCACCGAAGCAAUUACUAUAGCAAAAAAUAUAGUUAAAAAAAAUGUCAGGAUUGCCUCGCCGGAUUAUAAAGGUAUUUACAUCUGGAUCUGAUGCACAACUUACAAAAUAGCACCUUUUAUUCGAACCCACCCAUUUUUCAUGAGACUCAGCGCUUGCUAGCAGAGCCUGUUCCGGGGAUAAAAGCAGAACCUGAUGAAGGAAAUGCACGCUACUUCCACGUGGUAAUAGCGGGACCCCAGGACUCCCCUUUUGAAGGAGGAACCUUCAAACUUGAACUCUUUUUGCCAGAGGAGUACCCCAUGGCAGCUCCCAAAGUACGAUUCAUGACAAAAAUCUACCAUCCCAAUGUAGACAAGCUGGGGAGAAUAUGUCUAGAUAUUUUGAAAGAUAAGUGGUCUCCAGCCUUGCAGAUUCGCACCGUGCUGCUAUCCAUUCAAGCAUUAUUAAGUGCUCCUAACCCCGAUGACCCACUGGCAAAUGAUGUCGCUGAGCAGUGGAAAACAAAUGAAGCCCAAGCCAUAGAAACAGCCCGAACAUGGACUAGGCUCUAUGCUGGCAACAACAUUGACGUAUAGAAGACAGGUGCAGCAUUGAAAUGUGAUCCCCAUUAAUACACCACUCCUGACAAGAGGAUCACUUUAAGUUGUAUUCAAUGCAAAGUGUUAGACAUACAAAAAUCAAGUGCUAAAGUAAACAAAUGGUAAAUGUAAUUAAAAUACACAUGGACUAUUGCAACAGACCUUGGGGUGAUUUUGGUUUUCAACACAUCUGCAAUGUUUUAUUAAUUGUCCUGACUGACCACUUCAAGGGAGGUGGGGAGCAGUUGUCUUGUCAUUAAACUUUGGGGUUAGAAAUUUAAAUCUACCUAGCCCCUAGUGUUCAUUAAGGAGAGGAGUGGGAAGGGAGGUUUGAACAACAUAAUGCCAAGCUCCUUCUUGCCCUUGGAUAAACUUAAAAUUAUUCAUUUUAUAGGCAUAUCUGUCUCAUCCCAUCAGAUUUUCAUUCAACAUUGUCCAGUAGGUAGAGGCCUGGAAUUUGUAGGGAACAAAGGAGACUAACAAUCAGACUGAAAAUAUUUAAACACUUAGAAGUGUUUGAUAACAAACUUAAAUGUAGGAAAAUUAUAUAAUGGAAGGUUGUAUUUGGACACUGUCUGUUUGAAUGUACUGAAAUACAUCAUUCUGUCCUUCCCACCUUAACUGUUCUCUAAUUCAUCAUGAUUGGAUGGAGGAGAAUGUAGUUGUUGCUAUUCCAGUCAGAUGUUAUCAAUUCACUGAUCAGAUGCCUCAAAAGAGGGUGAAGUGAAAAUGGGGGGGAAAUUUUCAAUCCCUGUUCGGAGUAAACAAGGGUGUUCUACAUACAUAGUAUAGGUGGAAGGUGUAUUAUUAUUUAGUUUUUUUAUCUUAUGUUAGUGUUCAAUAUUGUACUCCACAGUGAUAAUUAAGAACAUAUAAAGUAUCAGACUCAAGCCCAUAUUGACAAAGUUAGUUUGCUUAGUGUUGAUGCUAAGUGAAGCCAUGUCAGGAAAAGAGGGUGACGUCACUCUACCUGAAACCAACUGGGACUAAGCAAUAUAAACAAUUGAUAGCUGAAAUCCUUCAAGGCAUAUGUAAUAAUGUACAAGUUAUGUGAGUAAGAAAGACAUUUAUUAUGUUUUAGUAAAACUUGUUUUACAAUAGUUUGACUUGUUUGCUACUUGAUUUUGAGAUUGAGUUUCAUUGUUUUUUGUAUGUCUUGUCCCUGACUCUUAACUGCAGUUUACUCCAGUUUAUAUCAGAAGAGUCUGUAAAACAUGGAUAAUUAUGUAUAUGAGGGAUGUGGAAGGUUUUUUAGCUUUUUAGGCAGAUUUAUCAAAAAAUUAUCCAGCUCGUGGUUCAAGAGAAUGUUCUACAAAAUGGUACAAAAGCAGUGCAUUUACAUACAUUAAUCAACCAACUGUAAAUAAAAUACAAAUGCUACAA